GUGGAAGGUUGGUCAAAAUGUUUCCCGAUUACGAGUACUUCUUUAACCAGUACAAGGGCAUGUGCCCUUUCACUUGCCUGCCCUUGGAAGUUUUCCAACCGGAUAUUUUGGCCGUGCCCGCCUAUGUGGAAGAUUAUGAAGUGAUAACAUCGGAAUAUGACACGUCGAUCGAGACCUACCCUGUCAGUCCCGUUGCCUCACCUAUCAACGAGCCGCCGUAUCAUUGGACUCAAGCAGUUGCCACGAGACUCGUGCCUGUGGCAUCUGACUUCAAAUUCACUUUCACGAAGACACUCAGUACUGACAGUGACGGUACAGACACUGAUGGUACAGAAGCCGACGGUGACGACGAGCAUUGCGGUCCAAACCCUCCAGCCCCGGUCAAACCGGCGCCCCUGCCUCCUCUUGGCUCUACGCCGAGGAGGCAAUCCCGGAGGAGGCUAAUAAUUAUUACAAAGGUCAGGCGAAUUGACUUCGACGUGCCGGAGGAAUAAUUAGAACGUCCACGGCUGGACAAAGGUCUCCCCGAGGAUGUCUCACGCCUGGCCUGCGGUGCCGUACCCAGGUGCUUACCAUGACCUUCAUCGGUCCAUCGAGAGGAAGGGCCUAGUGGAAGGUCUUCUGGUCCGUAACGGAAUAUUUUGUAAUUAUUGAACUGAACAAUUGUAAUACUCGUACGUUUUACCAUAAUUUAUGUGAACCUUAGUUAAGUUAAUUUGAAGCGUAUUAGAAUGUGAAUAUUUGUAAUUAGUUUGUAAGUUUGUUAUGUUGUAAAGUUUUUAAGAGUUUUAUGUUCAAU
Messenger RNA from Ostrinia furnacalis (Asian corn borer), 799 nucleotides. RefSeq lists its product as uncharacterized. The record is from RefSeq and is a predicted model, not a curated record. The coding region runs from base 18 to 494 and encodes 158 amino acids. The transcript has 4 exons. NCBI's taxonomy places the organism in Eukaryota, Metazoa, Arthropoda, Insecta, Lepidoptera, Crambidae.